AUGUCAAGUGCUACAUAUAUAUUAAAUGAUAAAAAUGAAACAAUUUCAUGGACAUAUGAUCGACUUCUUUCAAAUGCAUCGAUUGAAAAAAAAGAUUUAAGUCUACUUGGUUUUAUUAUUGGUAUUCUAUGUAUUAUUAGUAUUCUAUGUAGUCUUAUUCCAAGAAUUUUCAUAUAUUUAUAUGGUAGAAUACUAUCGUCUAAGAAAUCAUUUGUACCAUCUCCAUCUAUAUCAAGUAGUACAACAACAACAACUAAUCUAAUGAGUGAAUUUUAA
Molecule: messenger RNA, 276 nt
Organism: Rotaria sp. Silwood2
Lineage: Eukaryota; Metazoa; Rotifera; Eurotatoria; Philodinida; Philodinidae
Source: the annotation of a GenBank genome assembly